This is a messenger RNA of Numida meleagris (helmeted guineafowl), 9050 nucleotides long. It is a transcript of the gene PATJ, whose product is annotated as PATJ, crumbs cell polarity complex component. Gene Ontology annotation, molecular function: protein binding. The coding region runs from base 137 to 5566 and encodes 1809 amino acids. The record is from RefSeq and is a predicted model, not a curated record. The transcript has 44 exons. NCBI's taxonomy places the organism in Eukaryota, Metazoa, Chordata, Aves, Galliformes, Numididae.
GCACGUUGGCUUCCCGCUUCCGCCCAGGUGAGAGCCGGCGGCCAUCGCUCCGCUCCGACCGCCUCCUCUUCCUCCUCCUCCUCCUCCUCCUCCUGGCCGCAGAUUAUUCUGAGUAAUUCCAAAAAUACCUUCCAACAUGCCUGAAAACCCUGCUGCAGAUAAACAGCAGGUGCUGCAGAUCAUUGACCGUCUGCAAGCAAAACUGCGUGAGAAAAGAGAUGUCCAACAUAAUGAGAACCUGUCUGUUUUGCGUAACACUCUCAGGAGCCCUUUGUUUAACCAGAUACUGACCCUCCAGCAAUCCAUCAAGCAACUGAAAGAUCAACUCAAUUACAUGCCACCUGACCGGUCAGUAGAUUUUGAUUUUACCAAGAGAGGACUGCUGGUGUUUGCUGACAAAUCAGUUAGUGCUGGAAAUGUGUGUAAACAGAGCAGUUUACCAGAGCCCAGAGCAUCUACCUUCAUUCCAAACCUGGGAGUUAACGAAUUUAAUGCAAUCAUCCAGCAGAUGGCAAAGGGGAGACAAAUAGAAUCAAUAAAGAUUGAAAAGCCUUCUGUUGGAGGUCUUGGAUUUAGUGUCGUUACCCUUAAAAAUCCCAGCUCAGGAGAAGUGGGUAUCUUUGUCAAGGAAGUUCAGCCAGGAAGCGUGGCUGACAGGGAUCAAAGACUAAAGGAAAAUGACCACAUACUGGCCAUUAAUUGCACCCCAUUGGAUCAGAACAUUUCUCAUCAGCACGCUAUUGCACUCCUCCAGCAAUCCACAGGAUCUUUACAUCUGGUUGUUGCUAGGGAGCCAGUUCAAGGCAACAGCAGAACUUCGCCUGUCUCACUGAGUGAUAUAAAUCCACCUGAGACUAUUCGUUGGGGCCACGUUGAGAACGUUGAGCUGAUUAACAAUGGCUCGGGAUUAGGCUUUGGAAUUGUAGGAGGAAAGUUGAGCGGUGUCGUUGUAAGAACGAUUGUUCCUGGAGGAUUAGCAGAUCGGGAUGGGAGGCUCCGGACAGGAGAUCACAUCUUACAGAUUGGAGGGACCAACGUGCAGGGAAUGACCAGUGAACAAGUUGCCCAAGUGCUGAGAAACUGUGGGAAUUCUGUCAGGAUGAUAGUUGCGAGAGACCCAAAGUGUGAAAUUACGGAGAGUCCCCCAGCUCCUGUGAGCUGGCCAGUCAGUGCACUACCUUCAUUUCAAAAUGGAAAUGAUAAUGCCAUUCGUUUUGAGACCCAUGAUGUUGAACUUAUUAAAAAGAACGGGCAAAGCCUGGGAAUAACAAUUGUUGGAUAUGCUGGUGCAGGCGAUGUGGCAGAAUCUUCAGGGAUUUUUGUGAAAAACAUCAUACCUGGUAGCGCUGCUGACCACAAUGGGCAGAUUCGCGUUCAUGACAAAAUUGUUGCUGUUGAUGGAGUUAAUAUACAGGAUUUUACCAACCAAGAAGUGGUAGAGGCAUUGCGUAACACAGGGCAGAUUGUACGCCUCACCUUACUCAGAAGGAGACCUUCUACCGUUUCUUCAGAAAGAUGUUCAGAUAACGUGCAGCCAAGUGUUCCAGCUUUAGCAUCCUCUGGAGCUUUAGGGACUGAAACUAGUGUGGACAGUAGGAAUGAGGAAAACCAAAAACUGAAGGAUAAUUUUCAAAAUGAAAAGAAGCAGAUUCUACAUAAAUCAGGAAGAGUCCCAUUCCCUCCAGCAUGUGAUCUGAAGUCCAAGUGGAAAAAUCUGCUGGGCCCUGAGUAUGAAGUUAUGGUUGUGAACGUGGAUAUGCCCAUUACAGAUGACUCGGAACUCCAGAAGUACUCAAAGCUAUUACCCAUCCAUACUUUGAGAUUAGGAGUUGAGCUCGACACAUUUGAUGGACAUCAUUACAUAUCAUCAAUUGCUUCAGAUGGUCCUGCUGCAACACUUGGUCUUCUGCAACUGGAGGAUGAACUUCUAGAGGUAAAUGGAGUUCAGCUGUAUGGAAAAUCACGCCGUGAGGCAAUCACUUUUCUAAAAGAAGUGCCACCUCCAUUUACAAUGGUUUGCUGUCGGCGACUUUUUGAUGAUGGCAGUGAGUCUCUCGUGGAUGAACCCACUGUGAGAGUUCCAUCUCCAGAACAGAAGGUGAAACCUGAGGAAGACAUUAAUCCUGAAGAAGAAGGGGAAUUAGCGUUAUGGUCUCCUGAGGUGAAAAUUAUUGAAUUGGAGAAAGACAAAAAUGGUUUAGGAUUCAGCAUUUUAGACUACCAGGAUCCUUUGGAUCCGACGAGAACAGCCAUUGUGAUCAGCUCUUUGGUGGCAGGAGGAGUAGCUGAACGUGGUGGUGAGCUUCUACCGGGUGACCGCUUGGUGUUUGUAAAUGAGAAAUAUUUAGACAGCACAACGUUAACGGAGGCAGUAGAGGUGUUGAAAUCUGUGCCCCCAGGAAGAGUUUCUCUUGGAAUCUGCAAACCGUUGGUGGGAGAAAGCAAAGUGGAGGAGAACAUGCAUAGUGCAGAUACCAGCAACAUGAAAACCAGCCCCGGAUCUCCAGAACCAAGAGACAAUAUCAAUUUCUCAAUAAUCCUUGAAGCACCACAGGGUUUCAGAGAUGAAACACCUUUUAAAGAAGAAGUUGUUGACGAACCAAUUUUGGACUUGGGAAGGUCGUUUCAGCUUUCUCAAAAUGACAAUGGAUAUGAGAAGGAGUCCUGGGAGAUGCGUGAAUUCUGGAAACCCAGAACAGAAGAAGUGGAUGAAGAACGGGAAAUGCUGGUGGAUGAUUAUGAAGAAGAUUUAGACUUCCUGGAAUAUAGCACAUCAGAUAGACAGAAGGCAGCUUCAGAGAAGAACCUGAAUACAGCAUGGGCAGAGCAACUUAAGACAGCUAAAAUACAAGACUUAAGAUCUAGUGCUAACUUAAGUCCAAAGCAGUCCCUGGAAUAUACAUUCAAUAGGGAGCAGAUGUAUCAAGAAAAUGCUAGUAUAACUUCACUAUCUUCUGGAACCACGGCACACAGUGACUACAAAAAAGGCCUAUUGGAUAGUGGAGCUACCCAGUCAGGAUCAAAAACCAAAAUGGAUUUAGGUACAAAGCUUCAGAUGGACUCUAAAGUACCUGGUCUUGCUGUUGACCUGGAAGGUGUUGAAAAGAAAGAAGAAGGGGAGGAUUAUAUGUUUUCCAAGAACCAAAAAUCUGUGAGAGUUACCACCUUAGCUCAGCCUAGAACAGUUUUGUACAGUGAACUACCUGAGAGAGAAGAAGGAGAAGGUGAAGAAACUCCAAACUUCAGCCACUGGGGACCACCUCGGACUGUUGAGAUCUUCAGAGAGCCUCAUGUGUCUCUUGGAAUAAGUAUUGUUGGUGGACAAACUGUCAUAAAGCGCCUGAAGAAUGGAGAGGAACUUAAAGGGAUCUUUAUCAAACAAGUUUUGGAAGACAGCCCAGCAGGAAGAACAAGAGCUUUAAAAACUGGAGAUAAAAUACUUGAGGUUUCUGGGGUAGAUCUACAAAAUGCCACACAUGAAGAAGCAGUAGAAGCCAUCAAGAAUGCAGGAAAUCCUGUUGUGUUUGUAGUUCAGAGUUUGUCUAACGUACCAAAAGUGGUUUCUGCCAUGCAUCCUAAGGGAAUCAAAGUCAGCAAAGAUCAAGAUGCAAACAAAGAAAACAAAAGUGAAAAGAGAAAGUAUGGGGCUCCACCUCCGAUGAAACUGCCACCUCCUUACAGAGCACUUGAAAGACUGCACUCGGAGGAAGCUAGCGUGGAUGAAGAGGAGGAGGAGGAUGCUUGUGCAGAGAAAAAAAUCAGGCAACGAUAUGCAGAUCUACCAGGAGAGCUGCACAUUAUUGAGCUUGAGAAAGACAAAAAUGGGCUUGGGCUGAGCCUUGCUGGCAACAAGGACCGAUCUCGUAUGAGCAUCUUUGUAGUUGGUAUCAAUCCAGAUGGACCUGCAGGACGGGAUGGAAGGAUGCAUAUUGGUGAUGAACUUCUAGAGAUAAACAAUCAGAUAUUGUAUGGAAGAAGUCAUCAGAAUGCUUCUGCAAUAAUUAAGACUGCCCCAUCAAAGGUCAAGCUCGUUUUCAUACGAAAUGAAGAUGCAGUCAAUCAGAUGGCUGUUACUCCUUUCCCAUUGCCUACCAGCACCCACCCUUCUAUUGAGGAUCACGGCUGCACUGAAACCCCAAGCAGUGAAGACGACCCAAGCUUGGACGUUGUCAUGAAAAGCCUGACCGAUGAGGAGUCCAACAAAGCUGAUGUGAAAUAUAAAGCUGACAAACCAGUGUUGGUGGAUCAGUCGGAAGUAGAGGAGCAGCUCCCAGAAAAUGUCCUUAAACAGAUCAAACAAUCCAAAUCUUCAGCAAAAGUACCAGUCAACUUGCAGGAGAUAUCCCUGGUGUCAGCACCUACUUAUCUUUCUCCGGACACAGAAAUCACAAACCGCAAUGUCUUACCACCUCCACUGCCUGUGGAUCCAGCGACAUGUCCUAUUGUUCCUGGACAGGAGAUGACUAUAGAGAUAUCUAAGGGUCGAUCAGGACUUGGACUCAGCAUUGUUGGAGGGAAAGACACUCCACUGGACGCCAUCGUGAUCCAUGAAGUUUAUGAAGAAGGGGCGGCAGCCAGGGAUGGCAGGCUGUGGGCCGGCGACCAGAUCCUUGAGGUGAACGGGAUCGAUCUGCGGAACGCCAACCACGAAGAAGCUAUCACUGCGCUGAGACAGACGCCUCAGAAGGUGCAAUUGGUUGUUUAUAGAGAUGAAGCUCAUUACAAAGAUGAAGAAAACUUAGAGAUUUUCCAUGUAGAUAUUCAGAAGAAAACAGGCCGAGGACUAGGGCUCAGCAUAGCCGGAAAACGAAAUGGAAGUGGAGUGUUUAUCUCUGACAUUGUUAAAGGAGGAGCUGCAGACCUAGAUGGAAGAUUAAUUCAAGGAGAUCAGAUUUUGUCUGUUAAUGGAGAGGAUAUGAGAAAUGCCUCACAAGAGACUGUUGCCACUAUACUUAAGUGUGCCCAAGGCCUGGUGCAUCUGGAGCUGGGGAGACUGCGAGCUGGAUCGUGGCUGUCAUCACGGAAAACAUCCCAAAACAGUCAGGUGAACCAACAGAGUACCCACAGCCACUUCCACCCCGCGCUCGCUCCGGUCCUCUCUACCUUGCAGAACUUUGUCAGCACAAAAAAAUCUUCAGCAGAUGUGUCUCAGAGAAACUCAGUAGGAGCAGAUACGGGCCCAAGGACUGUGGAGAUAACGAGGGGACCAAAUGAUGCUCUUGGUAUCAGCAUAGCAGGAGGGAAGGGAAGCCCAUUGGGAGAUAUUCCCAUCUUCAUUGCUAUGAUUCAGGCCAGUGGUGUGGCGGCACGGACCCAGAGACUCAGAGUUGGAGAUCGGAUUGUCAGUCUUAAUGGGCAACCUUUGGAUGGGCUGUCUCACGCAGAUGCUGUUAAUCUACUAAAGAAUGCUUAUGGGAGCAUUAUCCUGCAGGUUGUGGCUGAUACCAACAUCAGUGCCAUCGCUACCCAACUGGAGAGCAUGUCUGCAGGAUGUAACGUCAACUCUUCUUCUGAGCAUGCUUCUGAAGAUCCCGAUUCCAAGCAGGGCUCAUUAUUGCCUUUGUGAGGGAGCAGGAGCCACGGUAGCUGUGGGAGCGACCAAGGGCCAGGCUCGUGCCCGGGGCACAGGAUCGCUGCGGUCACAGAGAGCAUCACAUCACAGCUGCGCUACAGCCACUCACCGCGAUGGCUCCUGCCUGGGAAGGGUUCUGAGUGAGGGACAGCCAAAGAGGUGGCUCACGAGAGGCAUGCAGACAGCAAAGCCAGGGAGAUAAAAAGGGGAUUAAGGCGAAGGUGCAAAGCAACUGGUGUUGUGACUGGAGGAAUCCAUCUCGGCGCGCAGGAUGCCUGCUGGAGGAGCAUCUCUGCUGGGGGCAUCUCACAGCCUUUUGGAGAUGCCAUGGCACCACGGUUUGAACUCGUUGUGCUGCUGGGAAGGGCUCUCCUGCCCUGCUUGGUGGACUUAGUUGUCAGAGGGGACACAGUCCCUCCUUCAUCAAGGACAACCUCAACAUCGCCAGGAGCCGUCUUAGGGCUGAUUGAAUAUCUAGGCUAAUUCCCCCAAGAGAAGGGGAAGUUACACCUCUGUUUACGCCGAGAUUUUGUCAUCCUCACCAUGUGAGCUCGCUGUGUGCCACGAAGAGGAGCCAUCCCAGCAUCAUCCUCAUGGCUGCGAGGGUCAACCUGCCGUAACGACAGGACUGUGGCAAAUGGCACUGCUGCGUGUGGAAUAGCUGUAAUGCCUCUAAAUUCCCUGUAAUUAAUCAAAUGGCAAUUACCACCCUGGAAGCCUGACUUGCAUAGAGCCUGUUGAGGUAAUAUGAUUAUGCUGAGAUGGAGCAGUUAAUGUACCUUCGCCUGAAAGAACUGGAAUGAAUUUAACAUUACACAUGUAUAAAACAUUAGUUUUUACAGUUGUGCUGAGCAUUGAUAUAUAAUUCCAUUAUCAUCUUUCUCCACAGUCUCACACUUCCAUAUCCAUAAUGUAGCUGUAUUUACAUUCUGGUUAAGCAUCGUCACGGCCAUUGUUUUUCGUCUCGGCAGCAGCAGUCGCUUUGUUCUCUAAUGCACGGCGUCCUGUGAUACCUGGACCUCAGGAUGGCGACAAGUCAGAGAUCCCCAUGUUCUGCAGCAUCCCAGGCUGAAAAGAGAGGAGGAUGGCAUCCUUAUUGCCUUCAUCCUUCUCCCACGAGGGCCCUGGAGGCUCUGCUCCCUUGGCACAUGUGGUAAAGCAGAGGGGCUGAAACACAACAAGGAAAACAGCAUGAACUCCCUGCAUCCCUGGUGCCUCUGCUGGAGGUGGUGUGCCUCUGGAACUGCUCGGUUAAAAUUAGAAGUUACAUCCUCAUCAGAGUGAUGGUGCCAAUGGAAGCCACAUCGACACGGGGUUAUUCUGCCCGGCUGGGAUGCCCUGGGCUGAAUGCACACACUGAGCAUGGCUUCUACUUUCCAUCAUGCCCUAGGAAACAAGUCAAGGCUGCGGUUCUGUACUGCCUCGCCAGCAAGCUGCCACCAGGAGGAGGUAAAAACAAAAGCGAAGAGGCCUUGAGGGCCUGGUGAUAGGCUGCGUCUGAAAAACAUGCUUUGGUCAUGCUUUGAAUGCAACUGGUCUCUUCCCCUCCGCUGAUUCUUCACCCUGCACAGGGCUGGUGGUGGCUGUGUGUCUAGAACCGGCUGUGCAGGACGUGCCCUGUGCUGUGGGUCCCAGCAGCACGGCAGCAGCCAGUCCUCUGCAGCUCAGGACCAAGCGGGUGCAAGUUUGGAAAUGGAAUCUCACCUCUGCAGCCUUUGCAUCGUUUGCCAUACUUGUCUGCCUCGAAGUGGGACUGCAGGCUCUUAAGCAGAAACAUCUGCCCUCAAACCAAAAUUCCCUGUGAGCGUUUUCAAGUUUUAAGAAACCCUGUGGUGUUUUUUUGCUUGCUGUUCCUGAUCCCAUCCCGCCUCAAUGUGUUCCUGGCUGCUGCUCCUGUACCAGGAGGUGUCAGGGAGAUGACACGUCCACCCUGAAUCCACAGGGAAAGCCGCCUGUGUCGGUGCUGCGUGGGCUGUGAGCCCAGCUGUCCCAUGGCAUUUUCUGCUGAAAUGUCACUAGAUGGAGCAAUUGACAAAAUAUUUCAUUUCUGCUGCCUUCAGCCCACGUGGCCCUGGGCUCCUGGCCUCAGUGCCUUCCCCUGCAGCAAAAAUAAUCUGUGCUCAGAUGAUGAGAGGCUCGUUCCCCCAAAUGUAUUAAAUUCUGAAUUGCAUUGCCAGCAUCCCACCUGCUGCUGGGCAGUUCUGCGUGCUCAGCCCGGAGCUGUGGUGUUUUUGGGGGUGAGGCACUUUGGGAUGCCUGUGCCUGGAACUCGGAUUUUUGCCUUUCCCAGCACCCAGCUGCUGCCUGUGGAGGCUGGAGGAGCUGAGCCAAGGCACGCCUGCCAGCUGCCCUGAAAUUGAAUUAACAGCACCGAGGUCGGAGUGAGGUGCUCUGCUCUCACUGUGCCCCUUUUUGGGGCCGGGGCCGCCCCUCACCCUGUGCCGCUGGAGGCCACAGCACCGGGAAUGAGCUCAGCUCUAAGAGCAGCCAACUGCAACAUCGACGGCAGCCUGGACAAUGUUAGCGAAGUGCCGUGGUGAUUUCACCCCUUUCCUGCGAGUUAUGGUCCUGAGCCAAUAGCAAGGAAUUGUCUGCAGCAUUACGGUGCGGAUGGAGCCUGUGGCUGGGGAGCUUCCAUUCCUCACGUGUCUUGGGAUUGAUGUCACAGCAGUGCGGGGCACUUUGGCUCCCUACAUUUCUGGAUGCCACCUCACAACCCAAGCAGCAGCCCCUGUGCAUUGGUCCCUGAGCCCUGUGGGGACUCUGGGGCUCCUCGCUCUGUGCAUAGUGACAAGGGACCGAUGACCACGGUGUCCCCGGGACACCUGCUGGGCUCACGUGCACUGGGAUGAAGGCAGUUAUCCCUAAACCAGAAAAAACAGCACGCUGCUGACAGCCAUCCGCUUUUCAGCCCUACUGCAAUCCUGAGGGCUGUGAAGCAACACGGCUCCAGUGGUCACAGAGAUGUUCCACAUGGGACUGUCGGGGUCCCUGCUCCCCCAGAGAGACAUGCUCUAAGUGCCCAUAAGGAGAGCGGAAAAACCUCGAGCAGCUGAGCUCUCACCAUUCUUUCCCUUUGUAGAUAAUCAGCUCCUCAAUGGUGAGCCUGCAACAGUCGUUAGAUUAAUUUCUUUCCUUGCUGUGACUUAAUUGUCUCCAUUUGUAUUGCUCAGAGUUCGUGCUGGGGAUGUAUUUUUGCUUGGCUAUAUUUUGAUUUCCACCAUGAUAUCAAAAUACAGAAAUUCAGGCUGGCUCUGGUGCUCGGUGGCACUGAAAACCCCGCAGAUGAUUUGCCCCAUGGGAGCUGCUCCGAGGGCUGUUUGUAUGAGUUGUGCUGUAUUUUCCAUAGUACCUGGGCUGCUGCUGCUCCGGGAGCAUCUCGCAGGCUGAGCAAUCCCCGGGGAGAUGGUUGGAAGGGAAAGAAGGAACUCUGAGGCCAAGGAAUGAAAAUAAACAUCCAGAGGCUGCGGGGACAGAA